This is a messenger RNA of Chinchilla lanigera (long-tailed chinchilla), 2904 nucleotides long. RefSeq names its product ferric-chelate reductase 1-like (gene Frrs1l). The record is from RefSeq and is a predicted model, not a curated record. Gene Ontology annotation, biological process: regulation of glutamate receptor signaling pathway. Lineage: Eukaryota; Metazoa; Chordata; Mammalia; Rodentia; Chinchillidae.
GGGGCCGGGGACCCCGGGGCCGCGCGCGGGGGGACGCGGGCGCCGACGAGGCGGUGCCACGCCACGACUCCUCCUACGGCACCUUCGCGGGGGAGUUCUACGACCUGCGCUACCUGUCCGAGGAGGGUUACCCUUUCCCUACUGCUCCUCCUGUGGAUCCAUUUGCCAAAAUCAAAGUGGAAGACUGUGGGAAAACUAAGGGAUGCUUUAGGUACGGCAAACCAGGCUGUAAUGCAGAGACCUGUGACUACUUCCUUAGCUACCGGAUGAUAGGGGCUGAUGUGGAAUUUGAGCUGAGUGCAGACACAGAUGGCUGGGUAGCAGUUGGAUUCUCUUCAGACAAGAAAAUGGGUGGUGAUGAUGUCAUGGCCUGCGUCCACGAUGACAACGGCAGGGUCCGCAUACAGCACUUUUAUAACGUGGGCCAGUGGGCGAAAGAGAUUCAGAGAAAUCCUGCCAGAGAUGAAGAAGGAGUUUUUGAGAACAAUCGUGUCACUUGCAGAUUUAAACGCCCUGUGAAUGUUCCCAGAGAUGAAACCAUUGUCGAUCUCCACUUGAGUUGGUAUUACCUGUUUGCCUGGGGUCCAGCCAUUCAGGGCUCUAUCACCCGACACGAUAUAGAUUCUCCACCCGCUUCUGAGCGCGUUGUCAGUAUUUACAAGUACGAAGACAUUUUUAUGCCAUCAGCUGCCUAUCAGACCUUCUCAUCUCCGUUUUGUUUGCUCCUCAUUGUUGCCCUGACCUUCUACUUAUUGAUGGGAACCCCUUAACCAGGGCUGCAAAGUCAACAGAUGAAAUGGAUUGGAAAGCCUUUAGUAUAUUUUUCAAGAAUAACCAGUAUAAGUUUAGCUUUGUUAAGUUAUGUAAAACAACUCAUGAUUUUAGGUUUCUAGAAGAAAGAACAAGCUUUUCUUCUCAUUAAGGAGGAUUGUUCAAUAAUGACCUUUCUGUUGGGAAGUACUUAAAACUUUUGUAAGCACUUUCAAAUGUGUUUUUGUUUUAAUUUGAGCUUCACAGUAUCCUGUUGAAGAGGGUAUGAGUACCGUCUUCUUGAUAGGAUUUCAGAUCCAGAAAGGCUGCCUUUUUAUGACCUUCAUGUCUUGUAGCCUUGGCCAUUUGGUCAGAUGACACAUAGCAAGGUAGAGAGAAAGCUAGGAGCAGAAAUCAAGUCUCUGAAUGGUCUUUAGUGUCAGUGCUACAGCCCAAGAGCGUUACUUUUGAGUGUUCUUUGUUACUUUGCGUGAGGGAGUACUUCACUGAAAGUCAGAAGUUCACAGGCAACUUUUUGAACAAAUUCCUGCAGAGCACAAAUGCUUUUGUAUAUUUACACAGUUGACGGGAGAAACAGGAGAGAUUACAAUAAUGUGAGAAUGGGUUGUAUUUAUUUUAAACUUUUGCUAAAUUAGUAUAUAGUUAGAAAAUAUGUUUUAUAGCUGUUUGGAAAAGUUAGAAACAGAAUUGUGUGCAUUCCUGAGAAUGUAAAAUGAUUGUAAUGAUAAAACUCUGGGAAUUCUAAACAGAAUUUAGGCUGUUUUACCACUAUAUUUUAUAAACUAAGGUAUUCAUGUAUGAUUAGGGACAAUUCUGUUGUCAAAAUCAGCAUACAUUAAGUUUGUGUUAUAACAGACAAAUUAUCUUAACAAAAAUGUAAGACAUUUUAGCAAUAUGGCAACAUUUUGCAGAUUGUAGAGAUUUGGAACCAAAAAGAUUUUAACAUGAGAUACUUUUGUGUUUUAAUUGGAAAAUGACCUAUAUAGUGAAUUGCCCUGGAGUUUUAAUUCAAAACAUAUAGGCUUGUAAAUAAGACUGGCAGCCGUGUAAUUUAUAAUGAUGCCUUGAUGUAAUGUUUCCUUUUUUUCAAAGGAACCCAAAUGUUCCUUUGUCCCAUAUGUCUGUGCCAACAGCCCAUGAGAGGAGAGGUGUCUCUGAGCAUAGUUACGCUGCUGAGACGUUUCCAAUGCGAUGUUCUAGAGUUCUCUGACGUGGCCCUGUUGCUGGCUUCAGCUUUGUGAUUAAGCAACAGUAGAGCCUGCAGUUUCUAAAGCCAUCUGCAAGAUUCAUGUCAGAGGUGAAAGUGUGUCUGUGGGGAAAGCUUUCAAACUCUUCCAGACCUGAACCGAAUAAGGAAAUUUGUUAUGUUCCGUGACACUGCGCAAUUACCAUGUGCUUCCAAGGGUUGUCGGAGAAGUGCUUCUCCUUGCAGAUGGGGAGAGAUGAAAUGACAUCGGGGAAGUGAGGGAACUGGGGAGGGUUGCAGACUCAAGGUUCAAGUCCAUAGCUCCGCCUGACUGCACUACUCUCUACUAAGCCUUCUGGUCAUGGCUGAACAUGGCCAUGUGGCACUUUCUCAGUAACAGGCUAGGAGGGAGGAUGCUGAGUUGAGCAUGCAGGCACUUGUGUGUGCUGUAGAUAAGAAAGCACAUAUUUUUAUAUUUUACUCUCAUGUGUAUAAUAUGUGAGCUGUAAAUGGGUUAAAACAAAAGAGAGGCUUCAGUUAGUAGCAAGAAGGGAAGGACUACCUGAGCAGGUGUUUCUUUCUGCUUACAUUUCAAGUCAAGCUACUUAUUUCACUAAUUGUACUUUACCAGCUUUGCAUAUUCAUGCAUGGAACUCUCAGUGACUUGUGAUUGCCCUUGGUAAAAUGCAAACCAUUUGCAGAACUUCAGUAUUGUUCCUCCUUCCCCAUUGCCAUAUCCCAGCAAGACUGAAGGGCUCUCAGUUCUACAGAUUUUGUAUCCUUUUUUUUUUUUCAGUGCUGGGCGUUGAACCCAGGGCUUUGUGCAUGUGCAUGCCAGGGAAACGUUUUACUACUGAGCUCGACCCUAGCACCAGACCUGUUCUUUCUCAACUCACCCUGUGUUCAGACAUUCUCUGCCUUCUGCAUAUGAUAAAUUAUUACUAAUC